AUGGAGCCAGGAAAUGACACACAAAUUGCAGAAUUUCUUCUUGGAGGAUUUUCUGAAGAACCAGAAUUGCAACCCUUCCUCUUUGGGCUGUUCCUCUCCAUGUACCUGAUCACUGUGAUUGGAAACCUGCUCAUCAUCCUGGCCAUCAUCUCAGACUCCCACCUGCACACCCCCAUGUACUUCUUCCUCUCCAAUCUUUCCUUUUAUGACAUCUGUCUCACCUCCCCCACCAUCCCAAAGAUGUUGGUGAACAUCCAGACAUGGAGCAAGGUCAUCAUCUAUGCAGGUUGCAUCACCCAGACAUGCAUUUUCAUACUUUUUGGAGGGUUGGAAAACUUCCUUUUGGCUGUGAUGGCCUAUGACCACUAUGUGGCCAUCUGUCAUCCCCGGCAUUACAUGGUCAUUAUGAACCCCAGGCUCUGUGUGUUGCUGGUUCUGUUGUCCUGGUUCAUAAGUGUCCUGAAUUCACUAUCAAAUAGUUUAAUGGCAUUGCGGCUGUCCUUCUGUACACAUGUGGAAAUCCCUCACUUUUUCUGUGAACUUAAUCAGCUGAUCCACCUAGCCUUCUCCAACACUUUAAUUAAUGACAUAGUGCUUUAUUUUGCAGCUGGGGUGCUGGCUGGUAGUCCCUUUACUGGGAUCCUUUACUCUUACUCUAAGAUAGUUUCCUCCAUUUGUGCAAUCUCAUCAGCUCAGGGGAAGCACAAAGCAUUUUCCAACUGUGCCUCUCACCUCUUAGUUGUCUCCUUAUUUUAUUGCACAAUCCUAGGCGUGUACCUUAGUGCUGGUGCCACCCACAACUCACACUCAAGUGCAACAGCCUCGGUGAUGUACACUGUGGUCACUCCCAUGCUGAACCCCUUCAUCUACAGUCUGAGGAAUAAAGAUAUAAAGAGGGCUCUGAGAAGAUAUUUAGGAGGGAAGCUAUAA
Tupaia belangeri chinensis (Chinese tree shrew) is the source of this 930-nucleotide messenger RNA. Its product is annotated as olfactory receptor 7A17. The transcript has a single exon. NCBI's taxonomy places the organism in Eukaryota, Metazoa, Chordata, Mammalia, Scandentia, Tupaiidae. Gene Ontology annotation, molecular function: olfactory receptor activity; G protein-coupled receptor activity. The record is from RefSeq and is a predicted model, not a curated record. Gene Ontology annotation, cellular component: membrane. Bases 1 to 930 code for a protein of 309 amino acids. Gene Ontology annotation, biological process: G protein-coupled receptor signaling pathway.